Molecule: messenger RNA, 1275 nt
Organism: Arabidopsis thaliana (thale cress)
Lineage: Eukaryota; Viridiplantae; Streptophyta; Magnoliopsida; Brassicales; Brassicaceae
Product: D-isomer specific 2-hydroxyacid dehydrogenase family protein
Exons: 10
Coding region: 59-1180 (373 amino acids)
Molecular function (GO): NAD binding; oxidoreductase activity, acting on the CH-OH group of donors, NAD or NADP as acceptor
Source: RefSeq, marked reviewed
AAGUCCUGAAUCAAGUAAGAAAAAACAUCAACCGUUGCUGCUAAUGUUGAUCUGAGUGAUGACGAUAAUGUUUAAAAUCGCAAAAGCUACGUUACGAAGCAGAAACUCAAGCGUCGCUUCGCUCUUCUACUCUAUCCAAGCUCGCUCUAUCUCCAGGCAAAGUAAAGUGGUUAAGAUUGAGAGAAUAGUUGAGAAAGAAGACAUGCAUGUAACUCGUGUUCUAUUCUGCGGUCCUCACUUCCCUGAUUCCUACAAUUUCACCAGAGAAUACUUGCAACCUUACCCUUUUAUUAAGGUUGAUGUUGUCCAUUACCGCGAUGUCCCUGAGGUUAUUAAGAACUAUCAUAUAUGUGUGGCAAUGACUAUGCAAAUGGAUUCAAAUGUUAUAUCUCGUGCAAGCAACAUAAAGCUUAUUAUGCAGUACGGUGUUGGUCUCGACGGUGUUGACAUUGAUGCUGCUACUAAACAUGGGAUUAAGGUCGCUAGAAUUCCUAGUGAGGGUACUGGAAAUGCUGCAUCUUGCUCUGAGAUGGCUAUAUAUCUAAUGCUGGGACUUCUUAAGAAACAGAACGAAAUGCAAAUAUCUCUGAGAAAUAGACUACUUGGAGAACCAACCGGUGACACGCUUCUUGGUAAAACUGUAUUUAUCUUAGGAUAUGGAAACAUCGGAAUAGAGCUGGCUAAACGGUUGAAGCCAUUUGGGUCGAGAGUAAUAGCCACGAAAAGAUUCUGGCCUGCUUCUAUCGUCGACUCAGACUCCAGGCUAGUUGAUGAGAAAGGUAGCCAUGAAGACAUUUACACAUUCGCUGGCAAAGCCGAUAUAGUCGUUGUUUGUUUGAGGCUCAACAAAGAAACGGCUGAAAUAGUGAAUAAGGAGUUCAUAUGCUCAAUGAAAAAGGGUGCUCUUCUUGUAAAUAUUGCCCGAGGUGGUCUUAUUAACUAUGAAUCAGCUUUCCAGAAUCUGGAGUCCGGUCAUCUAGGAGGCCUUGGGAUUGAUGUGGCGUGGUCUGAGCCGUUUGAUCCAAAUGAUCCUAUUUUGAAGUUCAAAAACGUUAUAAUAACCCCUCAUGUCGCUGGAGUUACCGAAUAUUCAUAUAGGUCCAUGGCCAAGAUUGUCGGAGACCUCGCGCUUCAGUUGCAUGAAGGACUUCCUCUCACCGGAAUCGAAUUCGUCAAUUAAGAGGUAACAUUUUCGUGUAUUAUCGUCACAAGAAUAAUAUCCUGUAACACACACCCACAGUAGUUAAUAUAAAUUAAUCCAAGUCUCUUUCUGAU